Molecule: messenger RNA, 1387 nt
Organism: Nicotiana tabacum (common tobacco)
Lineage: Eukaryota; Viridiplantae; Streptophyta; Magnoliopsida; Solanales; Solanaceae
Source: RefSeq, a predicted model, not a curated record
CCUCAAUCCCACAAACUUCCCCUUACCUUCUCUCUUCUCUGUUUCUGCAUUUUGGGAUUGUUUGUUAAGAGGAAGUUUUGAAUUUCUCCUUCUACCAAAAUGAUGCAGACUUUGAAUCCUUACCCUUCAACCUCAAAAACAGCUGAGAUCAUGGCUAGAUACAGGCCUAUAGCACCAAAGCCAGAGGUUCCAACAAGUCCUGUUUCUGAAAAUAAUCCUAGUGGCUUGCCAGCAAAUAUUAACAAAUCUCCUUUCUUGAGGAAUGUAUGGCCUCAGUUGCAAGCAAGGCCUACAAGAACUAGGAAGAGAGGAAGAACUGCCCUUGGUCCACCUACUAUGAAAAGAGCCAGAACUAAUUACCUUCCUGCAGUCCAAUUUCCUCAUUAUCAGGUAAUGGCUGCUUCACCUGCUCAUAGACCAAAUGCGGUUCCCCACUUCUCUAUAAUCCCAAAUCUUGUCCCUCUUAAAUGUGGCUUGGGUACCCCUGUCACAACUCCAGCAAAUUCAAUAGCACUCCCUCUUCUUUCUUGUACUACGAUAAAUCUUCCUAUGCUAGUUACUGAGAAAAGCUCUGGAGAGGAAAUUAGAGGGAUAGAUUUGAACUUGGCAGCUGAUGUUCCUGAAGAAUUAGAUUUCAUGCCACAGUUAAUGCAAGGAUCCACUAGUCCUAAGAGCCGUGGCGUCAUUACUCCACGGCCAGUGCGUCCAGUUGGGUCAAGUAUUUCAAUUGGGUGUAUCAAUGAGGAGGCUCCAGAUGGUGGAACUAACAAGAAAUGUAUGAAAAAGCCAGAGGAAGUGGAGGAAGAAGUUGAAGCAGAGGCCUUACCAGCUGUUAUAUCAGACUCGAAUAACAAAGUAAGGCUAACAAAUUCAGCAUACAAAGAAAUGGUGGGUCAACCUGAAUGUUGUUGGCUGGACUACAUGCGUGGCAAUGCAUGCAAGAGAAUUGGUGGGGAAGUGAUGCUUGAGUUCUUGGAUUCAAAAAGUGUGCCAAUGUCAUCUGAUGGAUUUACUUGUUGGGUGAAGAUAGAAUGGGGAGCUGACAAAGGGAAAAAGAAUUCUGUUAAAGCUUUUUGCAAUGCUGUGAGGUUAGCUUGUCAGUCCAAGGAUUAUCUCUUUGAGUGGAGGUUUCAUACCACAGAUGAUGAUGCUCCUGAAUCUGCUUCCAGUAUCUAAACAGUUUUCCAAGUGUAAAUAUAGGUAACUCGUUUAAUGUUGUAGAGUAAACCUUAUGCCAUAUAGUAGCAGUGUAUAAAGAGUAGCAAAAUGAGUGUUAGUUAAUUAUGUUUGAUAGUUGUUUCCAGCUUUAAGUGCGACAUGCGAAAUUGUAUAUCUGCAAUGACCCUACGAGUACAAAGCUAUAUGCCAAUGUCAAGUUUAUAAGCUA